Messenger RNA from Stereum hirsutum FP-91666 SS1, 736 nucleotides. Its product is annotated as V-type ATPase. Gene Ontology annotation, biological process: proton transmembrane transport. Lineage: Eukaryota; Fungi; Basidiomycota; Agaricomycetes; Russulales; Stereaceae. Bases 78 to 566 code for a protein of 162 amino acids. Gene Ontology annotation, molecular function: proton-transporting ATPase activity, rotational mechanism. Gene Ontology annotation, cellular component: proton-transporting V-type ATPase, V0 domain. The record is from RefSeq and is a predicted model, not a curated record. The transcript is spliced from 7 exons.
UGCCAUCGGCGUCAACGGCGUCCACCACAUAUUCUGUCCUCCCCAUUGCUUUGAAUCCUUUCUUUGGUCCCGCAAUCAUGUCUGAGCUCUGUCCGCCAUACGCGCCAUUCUUUGGCUUUGCUGGUGUUGCGUCUUCGAUGAUAUUCAGCACUGUGGGUGCUGCGUAUGGAACGUCGAAGGCAGGUAUUGGUAUUGCUGGGCUUGGACAGUUCAGACCAGAGUUGAUCAUGAAGUCUCUCAUUCCUGUGGUCAUGUCCGGUAUCAUUGCCGUCUAUGGUCUCGUAGUGUCUGUACUCAUCGCGGGUGGUCUUGACCCAGCGAAGGACUAUACCCUCUUUGCUGGAUUCAUUCAUCUCGGGGCAGGUCUUGCAUGCGGUUUCACAGGUCUUGCUGCUGGGUACGCAAUCGGUAUCGUAGGAGACACGUGUGUGCGGGCCUAUGUUUACGAGUCUCGAGUAUUCGUGUCCAUGGUCCUUAUUCUCAUCUUUGCUGAGGUUCUGGGUCUAUAUGGGUUGAUCGUGGCCCUCAUUAUGAACUCAAAAGCGACAGAAUCGACGUGUUCAUGAUAUCACCUCCUUAUCCUCGCCCUCAUCCCUCCAUACCUUCAUUCUCACUCAACGAACCCCAGACAACCACGCAGUAAUCCAAUGUACGGACUGCAUAUGGAUACUUUGAGCCAGAUGUAUAUAUUCUCCGCGGUGUUCACAUGGAACGCUCUAAUUGCAACAUACUUCGG